Molecule: messenger RNA, 954 nt
Organism: Verticillium alfalfae VaMs.102
Lineage: Eukaryota; Fungi; Ascomycota; Sordariomycetes; Glomerellales; Plectosphaerellaceae
Product: phenazine biosynthesis protein phzF
Exons: 1
Coding region: 1-954 (317 amino acids)
Biological process (GO): biosynthetic process
Cellular component (GO): cytoplasm
Molecular function (GO): isomerase activity
Source: RefSeq, a predicted model, not a curated record
AUGUCCCUCGAUUUCGUCACCCUCGACGUCUUCACGACGACGCCCUACCAGGGUAACCCCCUCGGCGUCGUCCAUCUGCCCCACGACAGGCCCAUCACGCAGGCGCAGAAGCAGGCCAUCGCCCGCGAGUUCAACCUCUCCGAGACGGUCUUCCUCCACGACGUCGACCCGGCCAACGACCCGGACCCCACGACCCGCCGCAUCGACAUCUUCAUGACCAAGGGCGAGCUCCCCUUUGCCGGCCACCCGACCAUCGGCGCCGCCGCCUACCUGCGGUCCCGCGGCGUCACGACCCUCGUCUCCAAGGCCGGCCCCAUCCCCAUCACGGCGGGGCCCGAGGCCGGCGUCGUCUAUGCCGCCAUCCCGCACGACGUGCACCUCAACUCGCGCCGGCUGCGGGACCACGACGAGGCGGCGCUGCGGCCCGGCAGCCUCCACGCGACGCCUGCCAUUCGGAGCGCCGAGCUCGCGGCGCCGCUGUUCAGCAUCGUGAACGGCAUGACCUUUUCGCUCAUCAGGCUGCCGGGGCUCGAGGCGCUGGCUCAGGUGAGCCCCGGCCGGUUUUCUGUGGCGGCGGGUGACAUCAUGGACGAGGGGUGGCACGAGACGUUCAUUGGACGGUAUUACCACGUCAUCACUGGCACCAGCGUCGGUGCAGACGGGACACGCACGGUCAGGCUGCGGACGAGGAUGGUCGAGGACGAGAUUGAGGACCCGGCGACGGGGUCGGCGGCAUGUGCGCUGACCAGCUACCUCGCGCUGCACGAGUAUGAGGAGAGGGAGGUCAGGUUCGAGGUGACCCAGGGCGUCGAGAUGGGAAGACGGAGCGAUAUCGGGGUCGUCGUCAAGGUGGCGGUCGGUCGGGACGGGCAAAGGACGGUGGAGGGCGUGCAGCUGGGCGGUAGCGCCGUCGAGAUCAUGAGGGGAGCGGUACGGGAGCCAACCACUUUUUGA